UUUCUUCACACUAAAGUCGGAGCGCAUUCGGAUUGGCUGAAGCGCCGGCGGCUCGCGCGGGGUUCGUGCGCCUCUUCAACUCUCCAUCAGAAGGCGGGGAGCGCGUGCUGGAGCAACUUCACUGACAGACGCCGAUCCUGAACAUGAACUCACCUCAGGAGAGCUGAUUUACCUGUUUACAGCCGAUCCACGGCGUUUCACGAAGCCUUGAGAGAAAAACUGCUCGGAGGGAAAGAAACACAGGAUAUUUAAUCCCAAACAUUUGUGUUUGACGGGCGUUGGUGGCCGCUGUCUGUCAGAAGAGUGCGCUGAGGUAAAAAAACCCCAACGGAUUCGACAUUUCAUUCAACAUUUCUGCGAAUUAUAAUCUCUCCGCGAGUCUUCGACUCCACUGGUUUUACUACAAACAACAUCUCCAGAGGUUCCUCUGAUUAUUAUUUCACCUAAUCGGCGGAUUUUGCCUGGUUUCGACUGUUUAUAUGAUGGGAAGAAGUAAAAAGACUGCGAAAAGAGAACGAGGCGGAUCGGGAUUCUUACCGCAGAUGAUCACUGUGUUCAUUUUCACUAUUUUAUCCCUUAUCAACAUCGGUGCGGCUCAAGAUGACGACUAUCUGGGAUUGGGCGAACUCCCGGAGACGUUCCCCUCGGACCCGCCCGAGCCGCUCCCGCACUUUCUGAUGGAGCCAGAGGAGGCGUACAUCGUCAAGAACAAGCCCGUCAACCUGUACUGCAAGGCCACGCCGGCCACGCAGAUCUACUUCAAGUGCAACAGCGAAUGGGUCCAUCAGAAGGAGCACACGGUGGAGGAGCGCGUGGACGAGACAUCGGGUCUGGUGGUGCGGGAGGCCAGUAUCGAGAUCACCCGUCAGCAGGUGGAGGAGCUCUUCGGUCUGGAGGAUUUCUGGUGUCAGUGUGUGGCCUGGAGCUCGGCAGGAACCACCAAGAGCCGUAAGGCCCACGUCCGCAUCGCCUAUCUCAGGAAAACAUUUGACCAGGAGCCUCUGGGGAAGGAAGUUUCGCUCGAACAGGAAGUGCUUCUCCAGUGCCGCCCGCCAGAAGGAAUACCUGCUGCUGAGGUGGAGUGGCUGAAGAACGAGGAAAUCAUCGACCCCGCCGACGACAGGAACUUCUACAUCACCAUCGACCACAACCUGAUCAUCAAACAGGCCCGUCUGUCCGACACCGCCAACUACACCUGCGUCGCCAAGAACAUCGUGGCCAAACGCCGGAGCACCACGGCCACCGUCAUCGUCUACGUGAACGGCGGCUGGUCGACGUGGACGGAGUGGUCGGUGUGCAGCAGCCGCUGUGGGCGGGGCUAUCAGAAGAGGACGCGCAGCUGCACCAAUCCCGCGCCUCUGAACGGAGGAGCCAUCUGUGAGGGUCAAGCCAUCCAGAAACUGGCCUGUAACCCGCUGUGUCCAGUGGACGGCCUGUGGACAGAGUGGAGCAAGUGGUCGACGUGUGGGACGGAGUGCACUCACUGGAGACGGCGCGAGUGCAGCGCUCCGGCCCCCAAAAAUGGCGGCAAGGACUGUGAAGGAACGGUGCUGCAGUCCAAGAACUGUACAGACGGGCUCUGUAUGCAGAGUUCCUUAUAUCAGAAGUCCUCCGAACCCACAGACAAGAGCAAUGCUCUGCCACAUCCAUCGGCGCCCAGCACGGACGACGUGGCUCUGUACGUGGGCAUCGUCAUCGCCGUCAUCAUGUGUUUGGUCAUUUCCGUCAUCGUGGCGUUGUUCGUCUACCGGAAGAACCACCGAGACUUCGACUCGGACAUCAUGGAUUCGUCGGCGCUCAACGGAGGAUUCCAGCCGGUCAACAUCAAGACGGCGCGCACAGCGGAUCUGCUGACGGCUCCUCCAGACUUGACAUCAGCUGCUGCCAUGUACCGAGGUCCCGUUUACGCCCUCCACGACGUUGCCGACAAGAUCCCCAUGACCAACUCUCCUCUGCUGGACCCGCUGCCCAACCUGAAGAUCAAGGUGUACAACUCAUCCGGUCUGGUGACGCCGCAGGAGGACCUGUCCGACAUCUCGUCCAAACUCUCGCCCAAACUCCCGCACGCGCUGAUCGACAGCGACACCAUCAGCCGCCGCACGCAGACGCUGGUGCGCUCGUGGGACCCCUCGUGCACGGCCUUCGGCUCCUUCAACGCCCUCGGAGGCCAUCUGAUUGUGCCAAACUCAGGAGUGAGCUUGUUGGUGCCAGCGGGUGCCAUCCCUCAGGGUCGAGUCUAUGAGAUGUACGUGACGGUUCACAGGAAGGAGAGCAUGAGGCCGCAGGUGGACGACACGCAGGAGACGGUCCUGAGUCCGGUGGUGAGCUGCGGCCCUCCUGGAGCUCUCCUGACGCGGCCCGUCAUCAUCACCAUGCACCACUGCGCCGAAGCCGACAGCGAGGACUGGCUCAUUCAGCUCAAGAGCCAAUCACAGCAGGGCCAAUGGGAGGACGUGGUGGUGGUGGGCGAGGAGAACUUCACCACUCCCUGCUACAUUCAGAUGGACGAGGAGGCGUGUCACAUCCUGACGGAGACGCUGGGCACGUACUGUCUGGUGGGUCAGUCCGUCAGCGCCGCCGCCACCAAGAGACUCAAGCUGGCCAUCUUCGGCCCCGUCAGCUGCACCGUCCUGGAGUACAACAUCAGAGUUUACUGCCUGGACGACACGCAGGACGCGCUCAAGGAGGUGCUUCAGAUGGAGAAGCAGAUGGGCGGGAAGCUGCUGGACGAACCCAAGUCUCUGAACUUCAAGGACAGCACCCACAACCUGCGCCUGUCGCUGCAUGACGUCCCGCACACCCUCUGGAAGAGCAAACUCAUCGCCAAAUACCAGGAGCUGGCGUUCCAGCAGGUGUGGAGCGGCUCUCAGCGAAACCUGCACUGCACCUUCACUCUGGAGCGAUUCAGCGCCGCCACACUCGAGCUCUCCUGCAAGCUGUGUGUGAGACAGGUGGAGGGAGAAGGACAGAUAUUCCAGCUCAACACCACGCUGUCGGAGGACUCUCAGUGCAUCGACACAUCUCUUCUGGAUCCGGCGAGUAACAUCACCACACUGGUGGGUCCGAACGCCUUCCGGAUCCCGCUGUCCAUCCGGCAGAAGCUGUGCGGGAGUCUGGACGCACCGCAGACCCGUGGAAACGACUGGAGGAUGCUGGCGCACAAACUCAACCUGGACAGGUAUCUCAACUACUUCGCCACCAAGUCGAGUCCGACGGGCGUGAUCCUGGACCUGUGGGAGGCGCAGCACUUCCCCGACGGCAAUCUGAACCGGCUGGCGGCCGUGCUGGAGGAGAUGGGUCGUCACGAGAACAUCAUGUCGGCCGAGCACUGACACCCGUCCACGGCGCCGGGCGCGGGAGGACGUUCCCAGGAGUCCCAGCGGGCGGCCGAGAUCGCCGCCGGAUCACUGUGAGCGCGGCAGACCCGCUCCAAACAGAGGAAGAAGAAGCCGCCUAUAUGGUUCCUGCCACAGCCGUUUGCUUUUCUACCCGUCCAAUCAGUUUCUUAGGAAACGCGACUUGUGCUGUCCAAAUACUGGACCUCCGGCUUCUGUCCUGGACGUCACGUGACUCACAUCUGUCACGGCGGAUCGGUUCGUCCCCUGAAAACAUGUGGAGGUACCUUCCCAUGAAUACGUGUUGAGAAAUGCCUUUAUUUAUACUCUGUUCCUUUGGUUUUCUCUCUGGUUUUGCGUCUUAUUGCUUUAUUGCGCCACCUGGUGGACAGAGCCUGUAACUACACGUCCGUCCAGCCUCCUGUGUGUGUAUAUAUAUACAGCAAACACAUCUGAACUGUAAAGCUUAACAGUGUUAUUCUUCUGUUUUAUUUUGAUUAUUAAUAGUUUUGUUGCAUAUUGAUCUGUAUCUAAUUGAAAUGUAGAAGAAAAAGGAAACAAAUGAACAUCUUUGAGCAUCGAUUGCGCCAAAAACGUGAGGUGAAUGGCUGGACGCGUUUCAGGAAUAAACUUUAGUGGCCAGAAUUCACAGACAUUCGUCUCAGAUUUAGUCGACGGCGAAUCGUUGCGACAUUAACGGACGGACAGCGGCGGAUCGGAGGACGUUCGCGAGAUCGUACGAGUGAGUGAUUGAUUGAUUGAUUGAUUGAUUGAGGAUCGGAUGGAUGCAUGCGGUAAAAUACAAAGUGUACAGAGACCAACUAAACUAAUAGCCAUUUGAGUGUGUUUGUACUUUUGCGUUCUCCUUCAUUCUCUCUUGUACGAGUUGUCCAGAUUUCUAAAGCUGUCUAUGCAAAAUCUGCAUCCUUUAUAAAGCAAAAUAUACAUGCUAAAAAAAACGCUAGCAGUCGCUUUCCAUAGUUAUCAUACGAUUAUUAUAUUUAUAGUGAGGAUGUUACUUAUUCUUUUAUGGCACGUUCAUGACGUAAUUUGCGAACGCUUGCAUCUCCUCUGUGAAGUUUCUGUACAAAAUGUAAGAAAGAAUUUUUAAACAAGUAAUAAAUUAUAUUUAUAUGCAACACUGAA
Labeo rohita (rohu) is the source of this 4481-nucleotide messenger RNA. It is a transcript of the gene unc5cb, whose product is annotated as unc-5 netrin receptor Cb. Lineage: Eukaryota; Metazoa; Chordata; Actinopteri; Cypriniformes; Cyprinidae. Gene Ontology annotation, molecular function: protein binding; netrin receptor activity. The transcript is spliced from 17 exons. The coding region runs from base 480 to 3332 and encodes 950 amino acids. Gene Ontology annotation, cellular component: membrane. The record is from RefSeq and is a predicted model, not a curated record. Gene Ontology annotation, biological process: netrin-activated signaling pathway.